AGACAAAGACACUACAAAAACAAAAGGGGUUCGUUCCGGCUGUGGACGAACAACCUCUCUUCGAAUUCGAUUCUGAUGUCUAAAGAUAAUGACUUGGAAAAUCCAACUACUAAGAACCCCAGUGUUCAGAAAGGUCCGAAUUUGAAUUUGAAUGUGAAUGAUGGUGGGAGAAAUUGGUACACUUCAUUUGUGCAUCAAGUUUCAGUGUAUGGUGUAGCUGCUGGGUACUGUUUAUCUGCAUCUUUGCUUUCCAUAAUUAAUAAAUGGGCUGUGAUGAAAUUCCCUUACCCUGGAGCCCUAACCGCUUUGCAGUAUUUCACCAGUGCCGCAGGGGUUUUUCUUUGCGGCCAGCUUAAGCUCGUCGAGCAUGACCGCCUUGAUUUUAUGACAAUGUGGCGGUUUUUGCCGGCGGCUAUAAUAUUUUACCUAUCACUUUUCACUAAUAGUGAGUUGCUCCUCCAUGCCAAUGUUGACACUUUCAUUGUGUUCCGCUCGGUUGUUCCCUUGUUUGUUGCGGUAGGGGAGACGCUGUUCUUGCACCAGCCGUGGCCGUCGGUGAGGACGUGGGCCUCUCUGGCCACUAUAUUUGCCGGCAGUGUGCUUUAUGUUGUUACAGACUAUCAGUUUACAUUCAUGGCUUAUAGCUGGGCGCUGGCUUACUUGGUUAGCAUGACUAUUGAUUUUGUUUACAUAAAGCAUGUGGUUAUGACCAUUGGUUUGAACACUUGGGGUCUUGUGCUGUACAAUAAUCUUGAGGCUCUUCUGCUUUUUCCGCUGGAGUUGCUGAUAAUGGGUGAGCUGAAGAAGAUUCAGCAUGAGAUCAGUGAUGAGUCUGACUGGCACUCUUUCGAAGUUGUUUUGCCUGUGGGAUUGUCAUGCUUGUUCGGUCUGUCGAUAUCUUUUUUCGGAUUUUCUUGCCGCAGGGCAAUUUCUGCGACGGGAUUUACUGUCCUUGGUAUAGUUAAUAAGUUGUUGACAGUCGUGAUCAAUUUGGUAAUAUGGGACAAGCAUUCAACAUGGGUGGGUACAGUGGGGCUUUUGAUUUGCAUGCUGGGUGGGGUUAUGUAUCAGCAAUCAACAAGCAAGCCGAAGGCUGCUGAAAAAGCAAGUGCAAAGGAAAAUGAAGAGGAACAACAAAAGUUGCUUGAGAUGCAAGUCAAUUCAGAGACAAACAUCAAUAAUAAUGAAGUCAAUAAAUCAAGGGAGGAAAGCUGAGAUUAUUUUCAUGUAGGGCAAAUUUCAAUUUCCUUUCAAGUGUAUCUUUGCUUCAUAGGAAUCUGAUAUAAAUUAUAUUCUCAUUUUUUCUAAUUGUUAAUUCAUGAUUCUUUACAAAUGCUAUGCCCUUGAAUGGAAAGCCUAUUGGUGUUCUGGUAUGUAGGGGUUUGUUUACUUUUAGUAGCUGUUAUAUAAAAGCUAUUAUCUUAGUCUUUGAUAGAUAAAAUGCUUUUCAAUUUUGUCCUUUCACUUUUAAGCUUUUCAACUUAAUCAUUUUAUGUUUC
Molecule: messenger RNA, 1499 nt
Organism: Abrus precatorius (Indian licorice)
Lineage: Eukaryota; Viridiplantae; Streptophyta; Magnoliopsida; Fabales; Fabaceae
Product: GDP-mannose transporter GONST3
Exons: 2
Coding region: 76-1215 (379 amino acids)
Cellular component (GO): Golgi apparatus
Molecular function (GO): antiporter activity; GDP-fucose transmembrane transporter activity
Source: RefSeq, a predicted model, not a curated record